GUAAAUCUUUCAUCUGUUUUUUUUUUUUUUUUUUCCUCAAAAGAAUAAUUAAAUGAAAAUGAAUAGACCUGUUCAGUGAGUGCUAUCUAUAAAUAGCGUGCUUUCAUGCCACGUCUCUCACUCCUCACCAAGCAACAAAACUUAGAACAAUUUAAUCAAGAAAGCUACCGUACAACAAUGAACGGUGUUCAUUUCCUUGUAGCAUUUGUCCUGUUCGCUCUGGCUUUCACAUUUGCCUCUGCCUCUGAUCCCAGCCCUCUUCAGGACUUCUGUGUAGCAAUUAAUAAUACCAACAAUGGUGCAGUUUUUGUUAAUGGCAAGUUUUGCAAGGACCCAAAGCUCGCCACCGCAAAUGACUUCUUUUUUCCGGGGCUCAACAUUCCAGGAAAUACAGCAAAUCAACUAGGAUCAAAAGUCACUCCAGUCACUGUUGAACAAAUACUAGGACUUAACACUCUUGGCAUAUCUCUCGCUCGACUUGACUUUGCACCCUAUGGUGGCCUAAAUCCCCCUCACACUCAUCCUAGAGCCACGGAAAUCCUAGUCGUUUUGGAGGGCACGCUCUACGUUGGCUUUGUUACAUCCAACCCGGAUAAUCGUCUCAUCACCAAAGUCCUAUACCCUGGAGAUGUUUUCGUUUUCCCAAUCGGCCUCAUUCACUUCCAGUUUAACAUAGGGAACACCAAUGCUGUUGCCUUUUCUGGUCUUAGCAGCCAAAACCCAGGGCUUAUCCCCAUUGCAAACGCAGUCUUUGGCUCAAACCCUCCCAUCAAUCCUGAUGUUCUUGCCAAGGCCUUCCAGUUGGACAAAACUGUGGUUACCUAUCUUCAGUCCCGAUUCUAGUGAGAUAACAACUAGAGGAAAAUUUAUACACCCAUGAAAUUUAUGUAACAGCUUGUUCGGAAUAAUGUUUGACUUAUUUGUCUCAUUGAAUUUAGUAUAAUUCUUGUGUUGGAAUAUAUAAAAUAAAGAGGUUGCUUAUGUUCUUUGGGUUAUGCAAACCUCUCUGUAUUUUAUUUUGAUCAUAUAUUUUGGAGUAGUGCAAUUUGUUUUUAGUUUGAAUCCACCCUUUCUUCA
This is a messenger RNA of Durio zibethinus, 1077 nucleotides long. NCBI's taxonomy places the organism in Eukaryota, Viridiplantae, Streptophyta, Magnoliopsida, Malvales, Malvaceae. The record is from RefSeq and is a predicted model, not a curated record.